UCGCAAUGCUGGUGCCGCCGGAUAUGAUGGCCGCCCAGACGCGGAUGAUUUACCAAAUGAAUCGAUAUUGUGCUGAACGCGUCCAGGCACGGAUGUUCAAGACAGCGACGGCUAUCCGUGAGAUCUGCAAGAUUGUCCAGGACAUUCUCAAGGAGGUGGAACUGCAGGAGCCGCGCUUCAUCUCCAGCCUCGUGGAGUGCAAUGGCAGAUUCGAGGGCGUUGAGGUGAUCUCCCCCAAUGAGUUCGAGAUUGUGCUGUAUCUGAACCAGAUGGGGGUCUUUAAUUUCGUAGACGAUGGCACCUUGCCGGGCUGUGCUGUCCUCAAGCUAAGUGAUGGGCGGAAACGUUCCAUGUCCUUGUGGGUGGAGUUCAUCACAGCCAGCGGUUACUUAUCCUCGCGAAAGAUUCGUGCCCGCUUCCAGACCCUGGUGGCGCAGGCCUGCGAUAAGAGUGUCUAUCGGGAUAUGGUCAAGAUGAUUGGAGAUACCACCGAGGUGAAGCUGCGCAUAAGGGAACGCUUCAUUGUCCAGAUAACGCCGGCAUUCAAGUGCUCCGGGAUCUGGCCCAGAUCUGCUGCCCACUGGCCAGUGCCGCAUUUGCCAUGGCCACAUCCCAAUAUCGUGGCAGAGGUGAAGACCGAGGGAUUCGAUUUGCUGUCCAAGGAGAGUAUCCUGAUGCAGAACAAGAAUAACAAUAAUAAUAAUAAUAAUAGUGGAAGCAGCAAUGCUGCCAGCAUGGAGGGCGAUGCCUGGGUGCUGAGCUUCUUUGAGGCAGAGAAUCGAUUGCUUCAAGGUGGCUGUCGCCGUCGCUGCCUGAGCAUGCUGAAAACCCUGCGGGACAAGCACUUGGAGCUGCCUGGUAAUCCUAUCAGCGCCUAUCAUCUCAAGAACCUGCUGCUGUACGAGUGCGAGAAGCAUCCGCGGGACUUUGAGUGGGACGAGGGCUGUGUGGCGGACAGGAUCAAUGGCAUCUUCCUGCAGCUGAUAUCCUGCCUCCAGUAUCGCCGCUGUCCGCACUACUUCCUGCCCGGAUUGGAUAUGUUCAAGGGCAAGUCUCCAUCGGCCUUGGAGCAGGCUGCCAAGCAGGUGUGGCGUCUCACCCGGGAGUUGCUCACCAAUGCCAAUGCCUUCGAAAAGCUCUAAGGGAGAGAAUAGAGGUGGCAGGCUCAAACUAGGACAUUUUCUUGGCCAUUUUAAUAGAAAACAUUAGACUUUAAUUGGUUUUUAUACAUGUUAAGUUCAGAAAUCUUUAAAUUCAAACAAUUUUAGAGAAAACAUAGAGCGGGGUCCAAAACCGAUCCAUUUCCGGUUUGCGGGGGAGUGUCUGGCCUCGAGUCCUUUGGCGGCCAUUUUGUGUCCUGUCCGAGAGAGAGAGAACUGAGAGAGAGAGAGUGUGUGUGCAUGUGUGCUUGUGUUUAUUUUUGCCAAAGUGUUAAUGCCGAGAUGCGAGAUAAGGACACUCCCCAUAUGACUCGACUCUGCUCCUGCUCCUUCCCUGUCCUGCCCAUCCAAGCAUUAUGGCUAAGCCCUCGAAUAUUGUUUUUAAUAACGCACGAGCAUCCUUUGUCUGGAAACAAUGGAACAAUUUCAAGGGUCCCGGUGCAGAAGGGAAGCAGGGGGAAAAAAUAUCGAAAUGAAAAGGGAAAAAGAGCAUUUGGCCAGGCGGCUCCUUUUACACAUGUAGAGGAGUUGAGGACCUCUCCACGUAUACGAUUGUUUCACAGCUCGCAGAUCCUAGAUCAAAGCCGAAGGCGGGAAACACAAAAAAAUAUAUAUAGAUAUAUACACAGGAUAUAGGAAGAGGGAGAUUCCAUUGAGUGUUUUAAGUCCAACUUUAUAUUGUUUUUUUUAUACUACUUAUAUAUACUUAUCAAUAUAUUUAUACACAUAUGUAUAUUGUCGGUGUCUAUUAUUAUGCGAGGCCUCACAUUUACCGCGAUUAUUAACAGUUGGGUUUAAGUGCAACAUAAUCCUAGAUUGCUUAAGGGAAAAUGCAUCACAAUACUAAUGAAAAUAAUAGAGAUAAUA
Drosophila serrata is the source of this 2027-nucleotide messenger RNA. Its product is annotated as protein mab-21-like. Lineage: Eukaryota; Metazoa; Arthropoda; Insecta; Diptera; Drosophilidae. The record is from RefSeq and is a predicted model, not a curated record.